AUGACGCUCACCAUGAAAAGAUGGUACCGGUCAAGGAGAAACCAGAUCAUAAUAAUCAUAUUAUUGGUAUCUUGCAUGGUCUACUACGCGCUUCUGAUCGACAAUCCCCCCAUAGAACAAGAUUUGAACCUUACGCGAAGAAUAGUACCUGCUUCGUCUCUACCAGUAGUUGAGGCAAAGGACUUAAACAGAACUGAAAUAAUUGCGUACAUCGAGAAGCGUUUGCAGGAGGCCUUGAAAAUGGACAAAGGGACGGGAUGUGAAAUACCACAGUUGGACCCAUUCAGUAAAGAGGUGAUGCAGUUUAACGUUGAUAAGCCGCCGAUCAGAUGCAGUGGUCAAGAUUGGGUUAAGUGUUGGCAUUCCGACUGUAAAGUGGUGCCAGAGAUCUUGCAUACAACAUCAGAUAUAACAUGUACUUACCGGGAUAUUAUAUAUGAUAGCGACGCGAGUUACCAUCUCGGAACACCCGUCGAUAUUAAAAAUGGUGAUAUAUAUAAAUUGGUGUUGAGUGAUCACGCUAAAGUAAAGUGUACUGGAAAACAUCAGAACACUGUCUUGCCUUCUAAGUGGACCGGCCACGUGGCUGGAUUUCGCAGCACUAUUUCUCCCAAACCACCUCCUGAAGGUAGAGAGGAUACUCUCAACGUGUUGAUCUUCGGCUUCGACUCUACCUCGAGGAACGGCUUCCUCAGGAAAAUGCCUAACAGCUACAAAUAUUUAGUUGAAGACUUGUCUGCUAGUAUUGCGCAAAUCAUAUAACAUUGUCGGUGACGGCACACCGGCCGCAUUAUUCCCGAUCUUAACUGGGAAGACUGAAUUGGAACUGCCCGAUGUCAGGAAGACGAUAAAGACUGCUGGCACACUAGACGAUAUGCCCUUCAUAUUCUAUAAGCUGAAAGAAGAUGGCUACCGUACGGCUUACUUCGAGGAUAUGCCGUGGAUCGGAACGUUUCAAUACCGGUUCAAGGGCUUCCGGAAACAACCGGCUGACCACUAUCUGCGCUCCUUUUAUCUUGAGGAGUCGUCGCGUGGUUCAUUAUGGAAGUUUAAAGACACCCGGUACUGCGUUGGCGCGACGCCGCGGUUCAAGCUCAUGAUGAACCUUACUGAUCAGUUCCUCAGGUUGGACGGAAAGCGGUUUUGCUUCACGUUUAUCGCGGACAUCACACACGACGACUUCAACGUAAUCGGAGCGGCCGACAACGCCACCGUGGACUUCUUGAGGACCUUCAAGGAAGCCGGCAGGAUGAAAGACACGCUGCUGUUCGUGAUGGGUGACCAUGGGGCUAGAUAUGCCCAAGUCAGGAGUACGUUACAGGGUAAAUUCGAGGAGCGAUUACCCCUAAUGGCUAUAGUUUUACCUGAGGAUCUGAAAAAGAAACGUCCUAAUGCACAAGCGGCCUUGGAAAUAAACGCUGACGCAUUGACUACACCGCAUGAUAUAUAUGCUACUGUGCUCGACGCCUUGGAUUGGCGUAAACAUUGGAAUGAUUUCAAAAUACCAGGAGCCGAUCUCCGGAGAGGAUUGUCCCUUUUGGAACCGGUGCCGAGAAAUAGGUCUUGCAGCGAGGCAGGAAUCGAACCCCAUUGGUGCGCUUGUUUAACUUGGGAGAAUGUACCAGAAAACGAUCCAUUAUACAAACGGGUGGCCGAGGAAUUAGUACGUUACAUCAAUCAACUGACAGAGAAACAAAGAUCUUUAUGUACGCCCCGGACGCUCACUUCUAUCGAUUGGGUGAUGAAACAAUUGCCAAACAAAAACAUGAUGUCCUUUGUGGCAUCUAAAGAUGCUGAUGGAUACGUUGGCAAGUUCGGCGGAAAGGUAGACGUACAGAAAGAAGUGUACCAAGUUAAGAUUGUUGUCGGACCUGGCGUUGGAGUUUAUGAAGCAUCAUUGACAUACUUGAAGAAGGAAAACAAGUUUGAAGUCAAUUAUAGGGAUAUAUCGCGGACUAACGCUUAUAAUGACGAGCCACAUUGCAUCAGUGCCCAGCAUCCCCACCUUAACAUGUAUUGUUAUUGCAACGAUUGA
This is a messenger RNA of Diatraea saccharalis (sugarcane borer), 2035 nucleotides long. NCBI's taxonomy places the organism in Eukaryota, Metazoa, Arthropoda, Insecta, Lepidoptera, Crambidae. The record is from the annotation of a GenBank genome assembly.